Molecule: messenger RNA, 3584 nt
Organism: Puntigrus tetrazona (Sumatra barb)
Lineage: Eukaryota; Metazoa; Chordata; Actinopteri; Cypriniformes; Cyprinidae
Gene: znf296
Product: zinc finger protein 296
Exons: 3
Coding region: 145-2055 (636 amino acids)
Biological process (GO): positive regulation of transcription by RNA polymerase II
Cellular component (GO): nucleus
Molecular function (GO): RNA polymerase II cis-regulatory region sequence-specific DNA binding; DNA-binding transcription factor activity
Source: RefSeq, a predicted model, not a curated record
GUGGGCCAGCAGACAGUGUGAACUUGAACACUGACGGGCACAGCACUGAACGACAGUCGAGACGCACAUCCCUGCCGUUUUAUGAGAUUCAUAACGUCAGCGUCCGCUUAGUCCUGGUGUAGUUUUAGAGGAUCUUCUCUCGCUAUGUCCAGACGUAAACUCGGCAGCAGACCGCAACACCUGAGCGCUAUGCAAGACGCUCCGGAUUCCACAGCCAUCCCCGCCGACUCUUCGCCGUCGCCCGAGCAGGUGCCUCAGACGGACGACGGAGGCCGCGACCUGUUGACGUGUGGCCAGUGUGGUCAAGCCUUUCCACUGGCCCACAUCCUCACCUUCAUCCAGCACAAACAGGGCGGGUGCGGCACGGCCAGACCCCGGUCUCAGGUCCACACUCCUCCCUCUCCGGCCAAUUGGACGCAGCGAUUCGGCCAAGGAACCCAGGUGGAGACGGGUUACGUGGAGCUCCGGCGUGUGACGGACAGGAGAUGGAAGGAAGAGCCAGGUGUGAGGGUGGAGGCCAACCGAGCCGAAGAGCCUUCUAUUUUCACCUGCCAGGUGUGUCAGUGCAUGUUCUCCAGCGCAUGGACUCUCCUCCAGCAUGCUCAGAACGCACAUUCCCUCAACAUCUACCAAGUGGAGGACGACAACAGCCUCGUACAGACAUCAAAACCGCCAGCCACAAUGGAUCCACGUCACCUGGGCGCCGCACUGGCCUCUGCGUUCCAGCCAUCCUCUCGGCGAUCCGCCCCCCUGCAUAAGCCUCCCCACGGCUCCAGCAUCGCACCUCGUGACCUGCAGGGCCUGAACUUCUCUAUGUGCUUGCAGCGCUUGGCGGAGGUUAGCUGCAACAGCGGAGGAGUAGUCCCUUCCCCAUCCCCGUCUCCACCGGCCGCUUCACCUUUUCCCCACUCAACUCCUCCGCUUCACGCAGCCUUCUCUUGCGAGCUGUGUGGCCAGGCUUUUCAAUCACUGCGCAGCUUGUCCGCCCACCGCCGCACUCACGCCUGCGAUAGGCCCUACCACUGCGGCGUGUGCCAGCUCACCUUCUCCCAGAGCGGCGAACUGGCACGACACAUGAGGAGCCACCGCCGGCCUGCCACUGGACAGGAAACCGAUCCCAACUCUGUCAUUGCAGAUGAAGAACGAAAACUUGCUGGACAGGGAGAUAAUGAUAUUUCCAUUGGUCACGGAGCAGGUACGGAGACUGCGAAGCCUCCGGGAGGUACUAGCCUGAUCUUAACGUCUUCGCAGUCCAAUCGCAGUCUGCUCCGAUACUACCAGGCUCAUAGAGAAGCCGACGAAGAGGGUCAAGGUGAACCGCAGCAGCCAUCACCCUAUGGCAGCCCCUCAGAGGGCUCUCUGGAGAGCGGAGAUACAGGUGGAAGCGGCGAGAGCGGGAUUGCCAGCGGCAACUGCACACCAAAGCGUCCAGAACGGGAAGAUCAUCCUCAAGGCGAAUGGGAGCGGGAGGUGGAAGCCGUGGAGAUGCUCCAGGACUGGCAGCGGGAGAACGAAAGGAGGCAGGUCACCAGCGGAGCAGGGAAGAAGAAGAAAGAAGAGGCUUGCGAGUUCUGCGGAAAGUGUUUCCGCAACAGCAGUAAUCUGACGGUCCACCGGCGCAGCCACACAGGCGAAAGACCGUACCGCUGUGGCCUCUGCAGCUACGCCUGCGCACAAAGCAGCAAACUCACACGCCACAUGAAAACACACGGAGCCCGUGGGACACGUGCUGCCUUUCAGUGCCAGCUCUGCUCCGUUCCGUUCACUGUCUAUGCCACGCUGGAGAAACACCUUAAGAAGGUCCAUGGACUCACUCAUGCCAGCGCCGGCGCGUACAGCCAGGGCCCGCUUUCUGAUUAUAGUGGCCUCGGCAUCAAAUUGGAGGACGACUCUGUCAGUGAUCAAUCAGCUCCCAUCACAAGGCUCACAGAAUCCAAUGCGGACCUAUCGGAGGAGCUCAAAGAGGAGGACGCUGAGAUGAGGGUCAGCGCUGAUGAGCAGUCUACCUCUGAGGAAACGGGCAGCACUGUGGCGUUAGGUCAAGCCACGGUAUAAACAUAGCAUAUGACUGAUCGUGACCAAAACCACCAAGCUUGUUGAUCUUCUGCCCACAACCCAAUAUGCACAUCUUAUCAAAAAUCGAGAAGUCUUUUCUCAAUUUCACCACAGUACUUAGAGACGCUUUAGAGCACAAUGCUGAUACUGUCCGAGGCUUGAUAGAUUCUGUUAUCAGUACAAGUGCCUGCUGUUAAAUCCUGAACUCUUCAUCAUCGUCAAGGCACUUCGAACCCCAGAAUUGCAUCUAGUAGAGCACAGUCAGAGACGUAUGGAGAUGGUUGUAAGUCACCUUUUUUGAGCCCAAAAGACAAUCGCACAGAAAGACUAAGCAACCUGUGAUUUUUGAAUUCUACAAUGCAGUUACGAAGUGGGAUUACACUGUUGUGGCACUCUACCACAGGGCCUUAAAGGUUCAUGGUUCAUAAAAAUCAAAAAUUGUGUUAGAGAGUGUUCUACAUCAGGAGUGUUCUACAUCAGGGGUGUACAGUCCUGCAGAGUUUGGCUCCAACUCCAAUCAAUCAAUCACACCUGAAACAACUAAUCAAAGUCUUUAGGUGUGUUAGAAUAGCUGAACUUUGCAGGAGCAGGAUUGUACACCCCUUGGUCUAGUUAAUACACAGUAUAACAGUAGACCGAUUUGAGCUUGUUUUCCCAACUAUCUGACAGGGUUGUUUUCAUUUGAUUACUGUAUAUUAAUAGGACUGAUUGGGUCUGUGGCAAUACAUGUUCACUGUCACUUAUUACUGUUAAAGAGCAUUUGUUUGCCAUUUUGUUUGUUGUUUAGUGUGUGUGUGUGUGUUUGUGCUGACAUUUUGUAACAUUCCACAAAAAUGUAUCACAUAUUUGUUUAUAUAACCUCUAUACUGCACAACAAACUCAUUUUCCUUGUAUUUUGUGAGCCUGUUUAGUCUGUUUACAGACUAUAUUGUUUUACUGCCGAGCACAUAGAAAUGCUAUGAAAAGUUGUUUAUUUUGUUUUUAAAAAAAAAUUCUCCAGGUUUUUUUUUUUUUUUUUUUUUGUGGUCGUGCGAAUGAAAAGCCUCAUUUCUGAUGAAAGUCUGGGUAGGAAACGACAGCACUGACCUUCUGAAAGGCGGACCCAUUGAGAGAGCACUUGCGUUUGUGUGAGAGAUAUAUGAUAUAAAUCUAUACAGGGAAUGUUUGCUUUGUUACAGUUUUAUACGAUUAUCAUUGUCAGGGAACUGUUAUGUUACGGUUUAUGUUCGUGUGGUAACAUAUAUGGUAGAAUAAAUAAUCAAAUAUAAUAAGCAAUUUUUUUUUUUUUUUUUUUUUGUAUUAACAAAUGUGAAAAUGGUUGGACAUCCAGUUGUGUCCGUUUCUUCAGGGAGCAGCGAAAACAAAGCUCUUUUUGUCCUCUGUAUAUUAUUAUAAUAAUUUCUGUUGAUCGAAAUGUCAUGUCUUGCGUGAUUUCUCCCAGAAUUCCCUGCGUAGCCCACAACUUUGCUGUGUAUUUUGUAUUUCCAUGCCUAUUUGUAUGAUAAUUAAAAGACAGAGGCACAGUCGGA